Folsomia candida is the source of this 1165-nucleotide messenger RNA. Its product is annotated as CRAL-TRIO domain-containing protein T23G5.2. Gene Ontology annotation, cellular component: cytoplasm. The transcript is spliced from 6 exons. NCBI's taxonomy places the organism in Eukaryota, Metazoa, Arthropoda, Collembola, Entomobryomorpha, Isotomidae. The record is from RefSeq and is a predicted model, not a curated record. The coding region runs from base 93 to 944 and encodes 283 amino acids.
UUCCAGUCGGAUUAUUGGGUCUUCCAGUCGGGUAGUUUCCGCGGGCAGGAGUCGUCCCAUAUAGAUUUUAAACGUUCCCCGGGUAUAACAAAAUGGGUGGGGCGAAAUUGUUUUUUACCGUCUUCUACUCGACAGUAUUAAUUGUUUCACUCGUUGGGACAACUCUCGCCCUUGAAAACUUGAGUAUGACCCAAGCAGAGAAAGAAAAAUUGGAUCAGUUUAAAGAGGCCGUUUCGAAGACUACCUUUCCGGCUGAGUGGAUGCAACAGGAGUUGACUUUCGUUAGGUAUCUAAGAGCUCGAGAUUGGGACGUUCGGCGGGCUAAGAGUAUGCUGCUUGAGACGGUUGCCUGGUGGGAGGAGAACAACAUGAAAGACAUUCAUAACGAGGACUGGUCAAAUAUUGAGAAAGACUUUCCCCUCCACACGGAUGGCGUCGAUAAGCUUGGACAACCGGUAAUGGUCCUUACCUUCGCGGAGUGGGAACUUCGCCAGGCAGCAGUCCAGGGCAGGAUGGACCACGUGAUCCGCUGGUUUAUCAAAGGAUUCGAUGACGUUCACUUGAAAUCCUUCGAAUAUCACAAACGCGGCAAGACGAACGGAACCCAGUGGAAUUUAAUCGCGGAUAUGGAUAAGCUCUCUCGUCAGCAGCACCUUUGCAUCCAAUGUCUCCGUUUUUAUACGGAACUUGCCAUCACAUUUGAAUCUCGUUAUCCGGGUGCGAUUGACAAGAUAUUCGUUGUGAAUGCCCCUUCAAUAUUCCGAGUCAUUCUCGGUUUGAUUAACCCCAUCCUGUCGAAAAGUACUCUGAAUGCUAUGCAAGUGCUCGGAACGAAUAAGGAGGAAUGGGGCCGAGCAAUCUACCCUCACUUUGCAAAAGACCAACUUCCAGAAAAUUUGGGAGGGAGGAGAAAUUAUUCUCUAGUUUGGAACGAAAUAUCGUGAAGUUCGUUUACAUAUUAAACGUAUAAAAUCAGUUUACAUACUGAUUUACAACUAUAUUAAAAUAAAUUAGGCAAAAAAAUUGUUUACGAAAUCCGAUAAAAAAGCACUCAAAUAAACAUUCGUUGAACGAUUUUGAUAACAAAAUGAUGACAAAAUUAGGGAUUAAUAAUAACUUUAACAAUUAAGUACAAACAAGAAUAAAUUGAGUUUAUUAAAAAAAA